CUGCAGAGAAGAGAAGAGUAGAGCUCCUCCUUGUACUUUUCAGCACCAUGGUGAGCGCUCGGACCCUCCUCCUCACCKUCACCUGCUGCUGCGCCUUCCUGCAGGGCGCGCGCACUGAGGACUCCUCUCUGGAGACGCGCUCCGUGGACUUCUCCCUGAAGACCCAGCAGGAGAAAGACCUGAUCGAUGCUCUGCAGGAAGUUUUGGAGAAGCUAAGAAACAAAGAAAUGCCCUCAGAGAAGAAGCUUGGCUGGCUGCCUUCUUGUGACGCAGGGGAGCCGUGCGCCAUGCGUAAAGGCGCGCGGAUCGGCACGCUGUGCAGCUGUCCUCGAGGGACGUCUUGUAACUUCUUUGUCCUAAAAUGUUUAUAAAAUUGUGUAUAAAAAAACAAACAAAAAGGGAAUGAUAAGACAUGAUGCAAAGUGAUUUUCCCUCUAUUUUCUAAACCUUAAAUGUUGAUCUAUGUAUAACUUUUUGUUUAAAUGUUUAUUGUUGUGUCAGAAGGAUGCGAGAGACUUUUAUUUGACAGAUUUUUCCAGAAUGUCGAUGUGGAAAAGAUGGCCUUGAAAUGGUUCCUGAACUUAUUUGUAAGAUGAGAAAUCAAUAAAUGAACUAAUAAAGA
Molecule: messenger RNA, 622 nt
Organism: Austrofundulus limnaeus
Lineage: Eukaryota; Metazoa; Chordata; Actinopteri; Cyprinodontiformes; Rivulidae
Product: cocaine- and amphetamine-regulated transcript protein
Exons: 3
Coding region: 48-371 (107 amino acids)
Biological process (GO): negative regulation of appetite; G protein-coupled receptor signaling pathway; cellular response to starvation
Molecular function (GO): neuropeptide hormone activity
Source: RefSeq, a predicted model, not a curated record